GCAGGAAAUCACUUUAGAUACAGAAGCUGAAGUUAUACGGAUGUCCAGCAAUGGAUCAACCUAUCUGGAUUUUUCUAUUUUAUGAACAAACUUUCAUUAAUGUUAAGCUCAAAUUUAUUGGGGGCAAUCCAAUAUUGAGAAACAUUCAUUAUUAUAAUUAUUAAAACAACUAUUGUUAGCAUAGAGAUGUUUUUAUGCGUGAGUUUUUGUCUCUCCUGUAGUGUUCAAUCAUUCGUGUUUUAAGGUGACAAGAAGUUUCGCCUGUAUAACAAGAAUUACAUCCUGUGCAUACAUUUUGCACAAUUUAUAAACAACGGAUGAUUUAAACUCUACAGGAAGAGGAUCCUUUGGUGAAAACAUAUUAGAAAUUUUAAAGGAGGGUUUUAGUUACAGAUAAAACCAACAUCUGCAAAAAUGAAGAGAUUUUUUACAAUUGCUUUUGUUAUUUUUUACAUUGUUGCUGAUCUCACUGUAAAUAUCUUCUUUAAUGUAUGGUCAAAUGAUAUUAGUAACAGCAUAUUUAAGUUCUCCAUUGGUCACUCAACCUUUGAUCUUUUAAUUCUGUCAGGACUGCGGUUUUGUAUAUUAUUUGGAGCAUCCAUUGGACUUUGUUGUAACUAUGUUUUAGGUGUUGAUAGAAUUAAAAAGUGGUCGAUGUAUGUUUUAUACUAUUCAUGUUUUACAGCACUUUAUACCGUUGUGAAGAUCAUAUAUUUUUUAGAGGAUGAUUUGAAAAAUAAAUGGAAAAUGUGGAUAGCUAUUAGCAUAACUAUAUCAUCAGUAUUUUUUACAUAUAUCAAUUGGUUUUUCUUGGGAUUAAAAUUUAAUAAAAAAAGUAAAAGUAAAUUGAACGUGGAAACCGAAGUUCAUAUGCAAUCUAAUUCUAAAGAAUAUAUAAAGAAAAAUAAACGAAACGAUUUAAAUGUUCUUGAUGAAAUGGAAGCAAAAAAGUACUCAACAUCAAAAACUCUUUUAAAACUGUUAAAACUUGCUAAAUAUGAUGCUUUUUAUAUAUGUAUUGCAUUUCUUUUUUUAAUACUUUGUUCGAUUGGUCAAGUAUUUUUACCUUUUUACACUGGCCUAGUAUUAAAUUACAUUAUUAUUGAUAAGUCUGUUCAAAAAUUUCAAGAUGCAAUUUUGCACUUGGCAUUAGUUACACUUGCAACCGGGUUUGCUGCUAGUAUCCGUGCUGGCGUAUUUACAUUUGUUUUAAGUCGCUAUGUUUUAAGAAUACAAAAUUUAUUGUUUUCAGCUAUAGUAAAAAUGGAGAUAGCAUUUUUUGAUGAAAGAAAUACUGGAGAAAUAACCUCAAGAUUAACUUCAGAUUGUACCAAAAUUGGGGAUUGUGUUGGUCUCAACGUAAAUAUAUUUACCCGAAAUUGUGUAAAAGUUAUUGGUAUUUUAUUUUUUAUGUUUAAAUUGUCAUGGAAACUGAGCUUACUAACCCUUGUAAGCCUUCCUAUCGUAGCAAUUGUAUCUGAGAUAUUUGGGCAGCGUUACCGAAAACUUUCUGAAGGUGUUCAAAAUUCUUUAGCCAAUGCAAAUGAAUGUGCUCAAGAAGUUAUUUCAUCCAUUAGGACAGUUCGCAGCUUUGCAGCUGAAAAUCAAGAAAUUGCUAGAUAUUCAGAACGUUUGUAUGUUACAUAUAAUUUGAGAAAAAAGGAAAGUUUUUUGCAGACUUUUUAUCGAUGGUCAUUAGAGAUAACAGACAUGGCCACUUCUUUGCUUAUAUUAUUCUUUGGAGGAGACUUAGUUAUAAAAGGUCAUCUUAUAGGAGGUCAUUUAGUUUCAUUUAUAUUAUACAGUAUGGAGUUAGCAAAUGCAUUUGAUGAGAUUGGAGAUGUUUAUACAGGACUUAUGGAGGCAGUCGGUGCUGCUCGUAAUGUAUUUGUGUAUAUUGACAGAAAACCAAAAAUUAUAUCUGGAAACUUUAUACCAAUAUCUCAUUUAAGAGGUGAUGUUGUGUUUAAGAAUGUUUUUUUUUCCUAUCCCUCCAGACCUGAUGUUGAUGUACUUAAAAAUAUAACUUUUCAUGCUAAGGCAGGUGAGGUUUGUGCUCUAGUUGGAGCAAGUGGAGGAGGAAAAAGUUCUGUAGUGAAUCUUUUAGAGCACUUUUAUGAACCAUCUUCUGGUGAAAUCUUUUUAGAUGGCUUCAAGAUUAGUAGCUUUGAUCAUGAAUUUCUACAUUCUAAAUUAACUUUAGUUCAACAGGAGCCUGUAUUAUUUGCUCGAUCUAUAUCUGAAAAUAUAGUUUAUGGUUUAUCUAAUAAUGUCGAUGCAGAGGAAAUCAUUAAAGCUGCUAUAAUGGCAAAUGCAAACUCUUUUAUAUGUGAUAUGCCAGAAAAGUAUGAAACACAAACAGGAGAAAAAGGUAUUCAACUGUCAGGAGGUCAAAAACAGCGUAUUGCUAUAGCCCGUGCAUUGAUUCGAAAUCCUUCUGUGUUAGUUUUAGAUGAAGCUACCAGUGCUCUUGAUACUGAGUCUGAAUAUUUAGUUCAACAAGCUAUAAAUAAAAAUUUGAAUGGAAGAACAGUUAUCAUUAUUGCUCAUAGAUUAAGUACAGUCGAAAAAGCAGACAAUAUAUUCGUUUUUGAUAAAGGAACAAUUGUUGAAGAAGGCACGCAUGCAUAUCUUAUAAAAUCUAAUGGUGUUUAUGCUGGACUUGUUAAAAGACAAAUGCUAGAAUAAAAAUAAAAGCAUAAAUAUUUAUUUAUAAGCAUACACAGACUUCCAUGCAUACACUCAUAAAAAUAUUUAAAUAGUUUAGUUUUUAAAUUUAUAUAUAUAUACAUACUUAUUUAGAAA
Molecule: messenger RNA, 2805 nt
Organism: Hydra vulgaris (swiftwater hydra)
Lineage: Eukaryota; Metazoa; Cnidaria; Hydrozoa; Anthoathecata; Hydridae
Product: ABC-type oligopeptide transporter ABCB9
Biological process (GO): oligopeptide export from mitochondrion
Cellular component (GO): mitochondrial inner membrane
Molecular function (GO): ABC-type oligopeptide transporter activity; ATP hydrolysis activity; ATP binding
Source: RefSeq, a predicted model, not a curated record